Molecule: messenger RNA, 1139 nt
Organism: Daktulosphaira vitifoliae (grape phylloxera)
Lineage: Eukaryota; Metazoa; Arthropoda; Insecta; Hemiptera; Phylloxeridae
Product: G-protein coupled receptor 183-B-like
Exons: 3
Coding region: 30-1139 (369 amino acids)
Biological process (GO): G protein-coupled receptor signaling pathway, coupled to cyclic nucleotide second messenger; chemical synaptic transmission; serotonin receptor signaling pathway
Cellular component (GO): membrane; dendrite
Molecular function (GO): G protein-coupled serotonin receptor activity; serotonin binding; neurotransmitter receptor activity
Source: RefSeq, a predicted model, not a curated record
UCAACCCAGUUGAAUAAAUAAAAAAUGUGAUGGGUAGUAAUCGUGAUGAUGGAGCUGUCAAGGUGUGGUUGGCGCAGGUCAUCUGUCGACUCGUAUACUCGGUAUACGACAACGACGGUCACAUAAACGGCUCGUCUAUUACCGCGUUCACCGAGUCCAGCGGCUUACUGUUGACCGGCUCACCUAUCGAUAAAUUGGAUUGUGGUGGCACUUGGCCGUUAGACUGCCGUGUAAGCAAUCGGACAGAUGGAUCACUCGAUUGCAUCGACAUUGCGUCAGUGCCCGUCAACGUCAGCCUGUAUUUGCCGGCGCAGAUGUCGGCUCAUUUUGAUCGACAGCCAAUCGUGCCAGUGUUAUUACCUGAAACCAGCAGAGGCGAUUUGGUGACCAUCAAGUGUAAUGGCGAACGAGACAACGAAGCUACCUGUUCAAUGCGUUCCGAACUUUGGCCAAGAACGCCCACGUUCCAAAGAUGGUACAAUUGGAAAUAUUUAUUCGUGAUUGUCUUCAUAGCGUCUGGCGGUGUGGGAAACAUUCUCGUGUGCUUGGCCAUUUGCUUGGACCGACAAUUACAAAAUGUUACUAACUACUUUCUUCUGUCGUUGGCCAUUGCUGAUCUGUUGGUAUGUCUUCUUGUUAUGCCGCUUGGAGCUAUCCCCGGAUUUUACGGAGAAUGGCCGCUCGGAAUGGCCUGGUGCAACGUUUAUGUUACCUGCGACGUGUUGGCUUGCAGCUCGAGUAUAAUGCACAUGUGUUGCAUUUCCCUGGGGAGGUAUCUGGGCAUCAGACACCCACUUCGCACCAGACAUCAUUAUUCGACCACGAAACUAGUGAGUUUUAAAAUCGCCAUUGUGUGGUUUCUGUCUUUCAUGGUAUCUCUGUCAGUGACGCUCCUAGGUAAGUACUAUUCAAAUCUACCAAAACAUAUAGUAGAAUCUGUAACCAUAUCUCCUCCGCUUUUGACAAAAAUAAAACAUUUUCAAAUAUUAACAUUCAGGCCUGUAGCACACUCUCAUCAGCGACGAAGCCAGUUAGGAUGGCACUCUAGGAUAAUAUUUGCUUCAAAUUUCGAUGUUUUUACCUCUCAUUUUUCUUUAGACAGUAUUGAAAUAACGUCAGAAUCACAAAAUAGCACUUAA